This is a messenger RNA of Trypanosoma rangeli, 3126 nucleotides long. RefSeq lists its product as uncharacterized. The transcript has a single exon. Lineage: Eukaryota; Euglenozoa; Kinetoplastea; Trypanosomatida; Trypanosomatidae. The record is from RefSeq and is a predicted model, not a curated record. Bases 1 to 3126 code for a protein of 1041 amino acids.
AUGACAACUUUACGUCUACCUUUGCUGGGUGCUUUAGAUAAUGGAAGUGAAGGGGCUGUUGUUCCAACAGGUACCAAAGUGGCUUCCGAAGUUCGGGUGGGCAGAGCAGCACGGUUAGGCGACUUAAACUCUAGUAAUCAGGUAGCCUUCUCGCCUAGUAGUCAGGAUGAAGUCAAAACGAAUUUUUCAUUUGUCUCGCGAAUCAGUAAGAACAUUGAAAAAGUGGAUGCUACUGCAGUUUCUCGCAGUAAAAUGCUUAGUCCUUCCCUCAAGGAAAAAGCUGUUACGCGCAAAGACAAAAUUAAACGAAUCGAAUCGUUCAUGGCUGUAAGCUGCGCAGGGCAUGUACCAGAACAGCAGCGAUGGGCAAAUAUACGGAAGGUUCUGGAUGAUUUGGGUCUUCUUGAGCCCUCGCUUUCUGGCAUCAUUUUAUCACUACGACGAUAUUUGAAGGAUUUAUUAACGGAGACGGAAAGUGUACAGGAGUCGCUGCGAUCCGAAAUACGAAAUGUAGAAGAACGCACCUUCAAAAAAUGUGAAGAUUUUCUUGAAAGUCGAGUUCUUCAAGUUUUGCGUGAUAAGAGAAAGGCAGAGGCAACGGCGAAGCAUUUGCGUGAGGAAGUGCUCAAAUUGAGAAGAGAACGAGAUGAUGAUCUUAUGAAGGCAAAGGAAGAUGUCAUGAUACGCUUAAAUGAUUGUGAAAGAAAAGAGGAUGAAUUUCGCUUAUUUCGAACGCUUAUUGCAUCUGUUUUCAAAACGAAUGAGGGUCUUGUGAAUCGUAUAGAUGACUUGGAGGCACUGCUUCGAAAGCAUCGCAUUGAGGUUCCACGGGUGAACGAGGAUUUAUAUGCGUAUAGUAAACCAAAAGGUGAAACUUCGGCCCCCCAGCAUGUUACUGACGAGGUGAAGAAGAUACGAGAUCAGGUAUCUCUGGAGUUUAUGAAGGCAUCAAGAGAAGAAAUGAAUCUUGCCCGUCUUUCGCUUCAACGAGAACUGUUAAAUAAUGCCUUCGAUGAUAGAACAGCAUAUCGACUUCAGGUAAACGGCCUGCGUAAUGAAAAUUUGUCUUUACAAACACAAAUUGAUGCAUUACAAAAUCAAGUUUUAGGUCUUGAAAAAUAUAUUCAUGAAAAACGCUUUGCGUCUUCAGGAGGGGAUAGUGAUGAGGUUCCACUAACACCAAGACCGAGGGAUGUACCAUUUGCCAUUCAGACGGAUCUUGGAAUUGACUUGAGGAACAGUACGGCGCAGAUUGUAGCAGAGCUUGCGGCGGUGGGAGCAAAUUUAAAGCAUCAAUUAAAUUCAGCUGUUAUGACGCUUCGUCAGUUAAGUUCAGCAGUGGAAUGGAUGGAAGAUGAAACUAUGCUGAAAAUUGCGGAUGAUACAAACACUCGGGGAGUUAUACCAACCUUUCCAACUUCAGCAUGGGCAACUAUUCCUCAUUUUUUGCGUACCCAUGUUGGACCAGAGGUUACUAAUCUUCGAUGGACUGAAACAGGGAUAGCCUUCUUAUUAUCUGUUUUUUUUUCUAAUUAUGACUCAUUGCGGACAGCGUGUCGCUCUGUCCGUGACUCAAAGAUGCUUUACCCUCGUCAAUAUCAACUAUUCGAACGUUGUCAGCAUUUGCUGGUGCGAUUAGAUGCCUCGUUGGAUGAGACCCAAAGAGACGAGAACAAUGUUCCUUUUGGUUAUGUGGUGUCCCAUUUUGUUUCCACCAUGCUCGUGAUGCGUACGGAAGACUCACCCUAUUCUGGGUUACUCCAACCUGGGACUCUCAAUCCAUCUUAUCCAAGUGGUGGGAAGGUGACUCCUGUUGAAAUGGAGUUUGGGAAAUACAGCUAUAAUAUAUGGUAUGCUGCUCAAAGAUACAAGGACCAACAACCAUUGUGUCGAUUAUUUGUGGAUGUGGUGGAUGGAAGAUUACCAGUAAAAAUUUUUGAAGUUACGAGGCAUGUACUACGUGUUGUGGAGAAUCGUAUUCGUAAAUUUGACGUAGAUGGAAGUGGUUUAUUCACCUAUAAUAAGUUGGUGAGCUCUGUACUGAAACUUGUUGCAGAUAUGGAUGCACAAGUUGGGCGUUGUGCAAUUCUUGCAGUAACGGAAACGUUUCAAGCGAAUCAAGCUCCUUUAAUAGGGGGAAGAGUAUUUAUUUCAUCUAUCUUGGCAGAUGAAACAUGUGUGGAAAAGAAUGCUAUUUCUUGGAAUCAGAGCCGUCGUUCAUUUGCGGAUUCACGCUUUCAAAAGAGUCGUGGAAGUGAAGAACCUCAAGGUGCUUCUGUUUUGACCCGUUUUUGGCGCCGCCUGGUCAUUCAGCGCUACGAAAGGGGAUACCGUCUCAUGGAGAGGAUUCUCGGGCCACUGGUGGUAGAAAGUCAGGUAGUCGUUGGAGUCUUUCUGCUACCUAUUCCAAGUGCGUUGGAAGCCGUGAGGAAGUUUGAUAGCCAAUGCGGAACCAUGACGGAGGAGGAGUUCAACACGAAUUUUCCUAUGUUUCCAGAGAACAAGGUUUCAGGUGAGGGGAAUUGGAACCUCUUGUCGGAGACGCAGCAAGUCCCCCCACUCCUCACCAAUGAAUACGCAAACCUUUUGGCCGGACGUAAACCCACCCUUCGAGAGGGUAAAGGUAUUCUGAUGGAGGGACUUUUAAGGACCACAUUGGAAGGCGUGCCUGUAAUCAGUCGUUCGAUGCACUUUCCUACGCAUGAAAAGGAGGGGUCAGAAACGGAUGCAAUAAGGACCCCCGUUGUUUCUGAGGAUGAAACGUUAAAGAGUUCACCGGUAAGGACGGCGCUGGCGAGGAAAAAUGGCAUUCCGCGGGGUAAGCGAGCGAAGGCCAAAGCGGAGAGGAAGUCCAAGGCAGCGACGGCAAGGGUGGAGGAAAGUAGUAAGGCAAACGUCUCCACAUCGUCUUUGCCGGAAAUUAUACCCUCUGCAAUGAUGAUCAAUGCUGACAAGGAGUUGGUGGAGUGGUAUGGUUUUUGUGCAACCCUUCGGCAAUCUCUUCUUAACUUUAAUGAAACCAUUUUUAACGAUGGAAACCUCCAAGGAGAGGGAGUACAGUCUUCAAAUAAAAAUACCGCGUUGCCGGAACUUCACGCCGAAGAGUUAUCUAUAUCCACACAUUGA